AUGACUUCCAAUAUUGCUGAGUUACUUAACGCAGCCAUCGUGACAACUAGAGAAGUACCUAUCACAACACUUUUGGAGUGUUUGCGUGGAUUACUCCAAGAUUGGACAUACACUAAUAGGAAACUAGCUCAAAAAACAAUGAUAAGAUUGACACCGGCUGCAGAACAAUCACUCACCAACAACUUCAUAUGCUCUUUGAGAUUAGCUGUAAAGCCAGCAAAUGAAUAUCUAUUUGAGGUAUUUAAAGAAAAUAAGUCAUGGAUUGUAAAUCUCAAAGAACGAAUUUGCACUUGCAAUAGAUUUCAGAAGGAAGAAAUGUCAUGUGGUCAUGCUCUUGCUGUGAUGAAGGAGAUGAACAUAGACCCCUACGAUUAUUGUUCACAUUACUACACAACAAAAGUAUGGUUAGAAACAUACGAUGCAACUGUGUAUCUAGUAGGGAAACAAAAACAUUGGGAAUUACCAAACUUUUUCAAAGACAUCAUAGUGUUGCCUCCAUUUGAAAGAGUGAAGAAUGGAAGACCAAAGAAAAGAAGAAUUAUAGCUACUUGGGAAACUAAAAAGAAGAACAAGUGCAGCAAGUGUGGACAAAGAGAUUAUAAUAGGAAGACAUGUCGAACCCGACCACCAAGAAGUUGA
Molecule: messenger RNA, 639 nt
Organism: Humulus lupulus (European hop)
Lineage: Eukaryota; Viridiplantae; Streptophyta; Magnoliopsida; Rosales; Cannabaceae
Exons: 2
Coding region: 1-639 (212 amino acids)
Molecular function (GO): zinc ion binding
Source: RefSeq, a predicted model, not a curated record